This is a messenger RNA of Dermacentor andersoni, 764 nucleotides long. The record is from RefSeq and is a predicted model, not a curated record. Lineage: Eukaryota; Metazoa; Arthropoda; Arachnida; Ixodida; Ixodidae.
UCAUCUACAUGCAUGUGCAUCGCUGGAAACCGGCGCAAGCUGUCCCUGUGCGUGUCGCUAAGCGGCAUGCUGAGGAUGCUCCCUCUGGAAGAGCCCUGUUGCGCAAUUGGAAUCCUCUCGAGAAAGCGAGUCGUCGGCUACAUUAGCUCGCUCCAGAGGUGCGCAAAGGCAUCCAUCGUACUGUCCGCGGACAGGUAUAUGGGCCACGAUUUUCGCUGGCAACAACAUUCGUGUUUCCUUCCAAAUGAAGACAUCAUCAUUUACGGCCAUUCUCCGGCAUUUUUACAACUUUCAUGCAUGGUUUGCCGGAGAACAGGGUAUCCAGGAUUCACAUGCCUUGCAGCGAGAUGUUCACUCUCAUGGCGAAGACCAAAAAGCGGUUCAAGCUGCCGGACUUCUGCAUCGUUCACACGUCGCUGGAGCAGAUCUUCGUGAGUGUGACACACAUGGAGUCCGGCGAAACGACCACUGCAGCCGUGACAAAGUCGUCCAAUGUACCUGGACCGACGCCGAGUAUCUAGACGCCACCAGCAGUGAACUACGAGCAUAUGACAGUGCAAUCUCGACGCAUAUGGGCGCACCUAGUGGCGAGGGCUGGUUCCAAGUGUAGCCUGGAGUUUCCCAUGACAACAGCCAAGAUCUCCUUCUUUCUGGUGAUGCCACUGAAGAAAAGAAAUGCGGGGUAGCCACCGCGACCGUAGAUGGCAAGGAUGGGAUGAGCCCAUAUGCUGUACUUGACCGUCAUUCUGAGAAUAAACGCGAGG